Necator americanus (New World hookworm) is the source of this 402-nucleotide messenger RNA. RefSeq lists its product as uncharacterized. Bases 1 to 402 code for a protein of 133 amino acids. NCBI's taxonomy places the organism in Eukaryota, Metazoa, Nematoda, Chromadorea, Rhabditida, Ancylostomatidae. The transcript has 5 exons. The record is from RefSeq and is a predicted model, not a curated record.
AUGGACAAUAUCUUCGAGAAUAUCUCUUCAAGAAUGCAGCCGAAUUGGUACGGAGCAGCACAGAAUCACAUGAUUCAUAGCAGGGACUACGUAGCACAGGGCUUGCAGGAGUCUACUGUAGACAUGGACGAGAUGUGUGCAUUUAUGGAGAACCGAUUUCGGGCAAACGGUGAUGCAUCAGAUGAUUGCACCAUGAAAGGUCAUUUUCAAAAUGAACCAGCAAAACCCCGAAUGGCAGUUCCAGAGAACAUCGGCCGAGGUAUGGAAGUUGGGAUAAAAUGCAUUGGAACGGACGAAGAAAAAAAAUCUCGAAAUUUCAUCAUAGUUACUGCCGAGAAAUGUGGGAAUUCGCCAAAAGAGGAAGACCAAACGAAAGCUCAGCAAUUACGAACGAUGCCGUAG